CAUAAAUUACAUGCGUGUAAGCAUACACUACAUUCGUGAAAAAAAUGGCAGCUGACGAAUAGAAAAAAGUGGAUCUUCACUCGAAAAAACGGGACACUUGACAAGACUACACAGGCACGGGAACAAUCUGGACGGACAUCCUGCUCCUUGUUUGUUGCCAUAAAAGCAUCACCCUUGGUCAUCUGCCACCAUGGGAAAAACUCCACUAAAAGACCAGAAAGAUGGCAAAAAAGAGAAACCAGGAAGGACAAUUCCACCAACAGGUACAACUCCUGCAACGGCGAAAGAUGCUUUCAGUUGGGAAGAAUAUCUAAAAGAAACAUCAUCCAUACCGGCUCCAUCAAGCUGUUUUCGUCAGGACAGAGUCCCACCCUCAAACGACUUCAAGGUGGGAAUGAAGCUUGAAGCCCACGACCCACGCAAUUCCACCUCAGUCUGUAUUGCCACAGUGAUGGGUUUAACUGGGGUUCGUCUUCGUCUUCGUCUGGAUGGGAGCGACAACAGCAAUGACUUCUGGAGACUGGUGGACUCCUCUGACAUCCAGCCUAUUGGCACCUGUGAGAAGAAUGGAGACAUGCUGCAGCCACCACUUGGAUUUCGGAUGAACGCCUCCUCUUGGCCCAUGUUCCUGUUGAGAACCUUGAAUGGAGCAGAGAUGGCACCAAUAACAGCCUUUAAAAAGGAACCUCCGAGGCCCCCCCAGAAUAACUUUAAGCCGGGCAUGAAGCUGGAGGCUGUAGACAAGAAGAACCCGUACCUCAUCUGUCCCGCCACCAUUGGAGAAGUAAAGGGCGAUGAAGUCUUCAUCAUGUUCGACGGCUGGCGGGGUGCCUUCGACUACUGGUGCAAGUACGACUCCCGGGACAUCUUCCCUGUGGGCUGGUGCUCCCUGACGAAGCACAGCCUCCAGCCACCGGGCAACAGUGUUACUCUGCCAAAAAACCUGCAGAUUCUCCCGGCAUCGCCCUCCAAGCCCAGCAGGCGUUCCAUGCAGUCCCCCUACAGACUCCCCAACCCUCUGCCCCCUUUGCCUGUCAGGAAGGGGGUAAGAGGCCGUCGGCCUAAGAGUGAGACCAUCGCUCUCCUCAAAGCUGUUGCAGAAGCAGCAGCUGCCCAGAAUGGAGCCGUUCCCGAGGACACAGAGCUUGUUCCCCGAGUCCACAAGAAGAGAGGGCCCAAACGUGGAGGCAAGAAGAAGUCCAAGAUUCUCCAAAGUUCAACACAGCUGCCCAGCAUCCAGGUUUCACAAGAAAGCCCUCCCAGCCUCAACUCAGUGGUUUCAACAGUGUGCGUGUACGUGAAUAAGCAUGGAAACUGUGGUCCCCACCUGGACAGGAAACAGAUGCAGCAUCUGCCAGACCACUUUGGCCCGGGACCAGUGAAUGCUGUGCUCCAGCAGGUGGUCCAGUCGUGUAUAGACUGUGCAUACCAGCCUAAAGUCCUGCUCAGCGCUCUGCAGAACGAUUCAGGGGGAGGAGAGGUUGUCAAAGUGAGAACAGAUGGUGGAGUUCGUGUUGUCAGACUACCAUCAGCCUCUAGUGCUUCCUUUGUGCUGCGAUUUUUGGAGACCAUGUGUCGUCAUCUGCAGUGUGACAACCUGUUCAGCAGCCAGCCGUUCAGCCACUACACUACUUACGACAGGAACAAGUCAGUGAAAGAGGAGGCGUUGGACACUCCCUCUCUGGCACGAGGCAGUAAACGGAGUCUCUCUGGAGUCUCUCCACCGUAUGCAGCACCUCUGUCUCCUAAACAUUUACGUGCUGAAGCUCAUCCUUCAGAAGCAGAGACUCUGCCCCAUGAAGAGAACGGCCUAAUAAAGGAGCAGCGCUACAUGGAUUCUGCCUCCAACUCCAUGACCCCUCGACCUCAGACAGUGCGCAGUUCAUCCAGCUACCACUCCCAGGCCAGCAGCCUUUACCACCACAGCAGCAGCAGCACACCAGUGCGUCGCCUUUCCUCUCAUCCUGCAGAACUCAGCUCUACGCAGUCUCACAGACGAGUGGAAGCAGCCAGCUCCACCACAGGUCCUGAGGCUCUGGUGUCUGACCGGGAGAGUCUUCAGCUGCCCAGUAAAAACCCCUCCUCCUGGUCCAUUGAGGAGGUGAUGCAGUUUGUCAGGGAUGCUGACCCCACAGCAUUAGCACCUCAUGCUGAACUGUUCAGAAAACAUGAGAUUGAUGGAAAAGCCCUGAUGCUGCUACGGAGCGACAUGAUCAUGAAGUACAUGGGUCUGAAGCUGGGACCUGCGCUGAAGUUAUGCCAUCACAUAGAGAGGCUGAAACAAGGCAAACUGUAACAACAGCCAGGGAAGCCCCGACCCUGCCAGACCCAUGAGCAAUAAGCCCUGAAGGAGCCAGCGUUUGGAUACUGACUCAUGGGGCAUGCAGGGGUCAUAUGUUACUCAAGACUCCACCUGGAGGGACAGAAUCGAUGUUACAGCUUCACCCCAACUUCCAGAGCGGAGAAAGUGUGCCGUGCAUUGCUGACACAUUACCUCAUCCCCUCAUCAGUGAACAAAAAGCUGUUCAAGUCUCAGACUCCACUGACUCUAUGAAAUCCCAAAGGAAAAUAAUCCCUGUAGUGUUUACAUUGCAUAGCACAUGUGCACACGUGGACACAUUUUUUUUACGGAGAUGAAAUCUUUUGAUCCUGGUUUUGGAUCCCCAAAGAUGGAGAAUGUUUCUUCUUAUAUAAUGUUUUUAAUAUUGUUGAAUUUCCAGUUAAUAAGGAAGCGUUGGUAUGCUGAAAAAAAAAAAAAAGUCAGAUGUUCUUCCCCAUGCUCUUGAAGAGAAUUUGGAUGCUCUCUCGUCCGUGCUGUUGUAUAGCUGUUUUCACUUUCCACACGUAUGCCUAAAGUAUAGGUAUAUCUGCCUGCCCGAAGAAUGCCAAUAUCAACGCAUUCCACUUCUUUUCCACAAUGCUAGAAAGACGUUUCCCUUUGUGUGAACAUAAUCAGUGUCAUGAUAGGGAUCGUGAUUUUAAAUGAAACCUCACGUUUUCCACAAGACAUCCUGCAAAAUCACCACAUCAUGUAUUAUUGUGUCUUAGCGGGCCCUAAGUUGCCUCCUACUGGUCUUCAUGCAGUUCAAACCGUUUGUAACUCGAGUUCACACAACUUCUUAGUUUGGAUUAAUUUCAAUGGAGAGAAUGUUUAGAAAGUGCAAGGGCUUUCUGUGUUUGGUUUUGAUGUAACAUUUUUACCAGUCAUGUAUCAUUUAAGCUCGUCGGUCCGCCCACGACCUCAGUGUUGUCACUUUUGACUUUUACAAUCACUGUUAGCGAUGAAAACAGAUGUGUACAGUUUUAUGGGUUUAACCAUGAAUAUCAGCAACAGAAUGUACAUUUUGUAGAAACUUAAUAUUUUAAGGAAAUCAUAUACAUUAAGUUAGAAAUGUGAAGCUAAAGGGGAUUGGGGUGAAUAUUUCACAGUGGAUUCCAUUCUUCUUUUUAAUACUUAACGCAGUGCUUUUAGUUUCAGAUACUCCCAGUACUAGACUCUGCCUUGCUUUACCUACGACAUCUCUCAGGUUUAUGUGGUCUUUGUUAGUACAAGCUUUUGUAGCAUACCGUUUAUAAUAUACUUAAGAAUUUUCUUGUUGUCCCCUCCCCCCCCCCUUCACUUUAAAAGACUUGUGCCAUAUGAUAUUCAACACAGGAUCAAACUGCUGUUGAUUUCCCUCUUGCAUCUUCUUUAAAGUACUUGAAUAAUAUGUGUUGCAAAACGUCACUUGUCCAUUAAGUCACACCAGAUAAACAAUGUGUUUAUGAUGUUGUGUAUUUUCCUUUUUUUCUAUAAAGCUACCAAAAACAUGA
Acanthochromis polyacanthus (spiny chromis) is the source of this 3813-nucleotide messenger RNA. Its product is annotated as sex comb on midleg-like protein 2. Lineage: Eukaryota; Metazoa; Chordata; Actinopteri; Pomacentridae. Bases 191 to 2296 code for a protein of 701 amino acids. The record is from RefSeq and is a predicted model, not a curated record. Gene Ontology annotation, biological process: regulation of DNA-templated transcription. Gene Ontology annotation, molecular function: protein binding. Gene Ontology annotation, cellular component: nucleus. The transcript is spliced from 15 exons.